AUGACGUUUGUGUGCAGUACACUGACUCAUAUGUUCCUUCCCAUUCCUCCCACAGACAGCGAAUUGGGCCCAGACCAUCGGAUUUCAGGUAACGUGACGACGGGCCUGCCAGGAAACACCACAGCCAACAAUGAAUUCGUCACCAUCGUCUUACCCGUGCUUUACCUCAUAAUAUUUGUGGCAAGCCUCUUGCUGAACGGACUGGCCGUGUGGAUUUUCUUCCACAUCCGAAACAAAACCAGCUUCAUAUUUUACCUUAAAAACAUCGUGGUCGCAGACCUGAUCAUGACGCUGACCUUUCCGUUUAGAAUAGUUCACGAUGCCGGGUUUGGGCCAUGGGACUUCAAGUUUUUCCUCUGUCGCUACACCUCGGUCCUGUUUUACGCCAACAUGUACACGUCCAUUGUGUUUCUGGGGUUGAUCAGCAUCGACCGGUACCUGAAGGUGGUGAAGCCAUUUGGCGACUCCAGGAUGUACAGUGUCACAUUUACCAAGGUCUUAUCCGUCUGCGUCUGGGUGGUCAUGGGUAUUCUCUCCUUACCUAAUCUGAUCCUGACGAACGGUCAUCCCACCAAGGAGAACGUAGGGGAAUGUGUCAAACUUAAAAGUCCACUGGGAGUCAAAUGGCACGAAGCCGUCAUCUACGUCAACAGCUGCAUCUUCGUUGCUGUGCUGGUGAUACUGAUUGGAUGUUACAUUGCCAUAUCCAGGUACAUCCAUAAAUCCAGCAAGCAGUUCAUUAGCCAGUCAAGCAGGAAACGAAGACACAAUCAAAGCAUUAGGGUGGUGGUGGCUGUAUUUUUCACCUGCUUUCUGCCCUACCAUCUGUGUAGAAUACCCUUCACUUUUAGCCACUUAGAUCGGCGUUUAGACAGCUCUGCCCACAAGAUUCUUUAUUACUGUAAGGAAAUGACCCUUUUCCUGUCCGCGUGUAAUGUAUGUCUGGAUCCCAUUAUUUACUUUUUCAUGUGUAGGUCAUUUUCAAGAAGGCUGUUCAAGAAAUCGAACAUCCGAACUCGGAGCGAGAGCAUCAGAUCGCUUCAGAGUGUCAGAAGGUCCGAAGUCCGUAUAUAUUAUGAGUACACCGAUGUAUAG
Tachyglossus aculeatus (Australian echidna) is the source of this 1095-nucleotide messenger RNA. It is a transcript of the gene GPR87, whose product is annotated as G protein-coupled receptor 87. Lineage: Eukaryota; Metazoa; Chordata; Mammalia; Monotremata; Tachyglossidae. The coding region runs from base 1 to 1095 and encodes 364 amino acids. Gene Ontology annotation, cellular component: membrane. Gene Ontology annotation, biological process: G protein-coupled receptor signaling pathway. Gene Ontology annotation, molecular function: G protein-coupled purinergic nucleotide receptor activity. The transcript has a single exon. The record is from RefSeq and is a predicted model, not a curated record.